GUUGCCCCAACGACAACAACACUGUCAUUUACCACCACCACAGCUGCCCCAACGACAACAACAGUGUCAUCCAUAACCACCACAGCUGCCCCAAAGACAACUAAAAUGUCACCCACCACCACAGCUGCCCCAACGACAAUGUCACCCACCACCACAACAGCUGCUCCAACUACCACCACAGCUGCCUCAACGACAACAAUGUCACCCACCACCACCACAGCUGCCCCAACGACAACGACAUUGUCACCCACCACCAUCACAGUUGCCCCAACGACCACUGCUCCAACUACCACCACAGCUGCCUCAACGACAACAAUGUCACCCACCACCACCACCACAGCUGCCCCAACGACAACAACAGUGUCAUCCACCACCACCACAGCUGCACCAACGACAACGACAAUGUCACCCACCACCACAGCUGCACCAACGACAAUGUCAUCCACUACCAGCACAGUUAAACAAACGACAACGACAGUAUCACCAACCACCACCACAGUUGCCCCAACAACAAAAACAGUGUCAUCCACUACCAUAACAGCUGCCCCAACGACAACGACAAUGUCACCCACCACCACCACAGCUGCUCCAACUACCACCACAGCUGCCUCAACGACAACAAUUUGCCCCAACGACAACAACACUGUCAUUUACCACCACCACAGCUGCCCCAAUGACAACGACAAAGUCACCCAUCACCACCACAGCUGUCCCAACCACAACAACAUUAAACAAAUGACAACGACAGUGUCACCAACCACCACCACAGUUGCCCCAACAACAAAGUCACCCACCACCACCACAGCUGCUCCAACUACCACCACAGCUGCCUCAACAACAACAAUGUCACCCACCACCACCACCACAGCUGCUCCAACGACAACAACAGUGUCAUCCACCACCACCACAGCUGCACCAACGACAACGACAAUGUCACCCACCACCACAGCUGCCCCAACGACAAUGUCAUCCACUACCACCACAGUUAAACAAACGACAACGACAGUGUCACCAACCACCAGCACAGUUGCCCCAACGACAACAACAGUGUCAUCCACCACCACCACAGCUGCCCCAACGACAACAACAAUGUCACCCACUACCACCACAGUUGCCCCAAUGACAACAACAGUGUCAUCCACCACCACCACAGCUGCCCCAACGACAAUGUCACCCACCACCACAGCUGCCCCAACGACAGUGUCACCCACCACCACCACAGCUGCUCCAACUACCACCACAGCUGCCUCAACGACAACAGUGUCACCCACCACCACCACAGCUGCCUCAACGACAACGACAUUGUCAUCCACCACCACCACAGUUGCCCCAACGACAACAACACUGUCAUUUACCACCACUACAGCUGCCCCAAUGACAACGACAAAGUCACCCACCACCACCACAGCUGCCCCAACGACAAUCUGCACCAACGACAACGACAAUGUCACCCACCACCACAGCUGCACCAACGACAAUGUCAUCCACUACCACCACAGUUAA
Molecule: messenger RNA, 1503 nt
Organism: Misgurnus anguillicaudatus (oriental weatherfish)
Lineage: Eukaryota; Metazoa; Chordata; Actinopteri; Cypriniformes; Cobitidae
Source: RefSeq, a predicted model, not a curated record